UGAUGACGUCUUCCCUAGCAACAAGCGAAUGCGUCUUAGCAACGAGGCGUUCAGACAGAAGCUCCCGCUGCAACCGCUCAUUUUAGCCGUUUAUUUUGGCCUGUAGAGUCUUUUAUCCGGUAGAUAUCAAGUUGACACGUUCGUGUUUAUAUUCCUGACGACAAACAAAACGUCUAAACAAACUCAACGCUCCGUCCUCCUGAUGGACGAGACAGUGAAACCUCUGAGGAUUCCUCCUGAGAUGUCCGUCUACGCUGACAAACAUCACGUCUCUCACCUGGUCCAGAGCCUGGUGUCCAGCCUGGUGAUGGAGCAGCCGGACGAUCCCAUCUGCUUCCUGAUCAGCCUGCUGCAGCGCACCAGCCUGGACAUUCCUAGAGUGAUGCUGCUCGGUCCGGCUGCUGUCACCAGAGGAACCGUGGCCCAGCGGCUGAGUUCUGAGCUCAGAGCCGUUCAUGUCACCGCUGAGACUUUACUCCAGGACCAAUCUGAGCUCAGCCAACACACUGAACAGGGUCUUGGCGAUGAGCUGCUGGUCAAACUGGUCCAACAGAGACUGAAAGAGAUCGACUGCUUCAACAGGGGCUGGGUGUUGGAUGGAAUCCCUCAGACUCGUCUUCAGGCUCUGACCCUGCAGCAGCUCGGUGUCGUCCCUGAACACGUUGUGAUCCUUGUGGGGGGGCAGCAGCAGCAGCAGCACAGAGAGUUGGAGGGUCUGAGUUCGGCCUUUCAACACGUCCUGAAGAUCAUCAGCAGUGACCAACCAGACGCUGACGUCUACCAGCAAGUGUUGGCGUUCGUCAGGUCUCGCUGUUACUCCAGAACUCCUAGAAUCCUCCUGCUGGGUCCACCAGGGUCUGGGAAGAGUCACCAGGCCCGACUACUCUCAGAGAAAUUCAAGAUGGUGGACGUGUGUUGUGCUCAGCUGUUGAGGUCAGUAGCAGCUGACGCUUCCAGUCUGGGAGAAGAGAUCCACCCGUACCUGGAUACCGGGCGCCCAGUUCCAGACUCUCUGGUGCUCCAGGUUCUAGAGGAGCGUCUGAGUCGAGUGGACUGCAGCCUCAGAGGGUGGAUCCUCCACGGUUUCCCUGGAGACCUGCAGCAGGCCAAGACCCUCCUGGAGUCCCCCCACCAGCCCAACAGAGUUUUCUUCCUGGAGUUGUCAGAUGACGUUUGUCUGGAGAGAAUCAGUCAGAGAGCAACAGAUCCAGCCAGUGGACAGAGCUUCUCCGCUGUGACCCGGGCCACUCUGAGCUCUGAGGUCCAGACCCGGCUGAAGACCAGACCAGAGGACAGACCACAGUCUGUGACACAGCGUCUGAACCAGUACCGGAUCCACGUGGCUGCCCUGCAGUCUGUGUUUCCAGACUCUGUUCAUGUUGACGCCAACCAGGAUCCUCACUCUGUGUUUGAGACUCUGGAGAGUAAACUGAACUCUGAGUAACACCUGGACUCAUCUGGAUUCACCUAGACUCAGUAGACUCACCUGGACUCACCUGGACUCACCUGGACUCAUCUGGACUCACCUGGACUCAGUAGACUCACCUGGACUCACCUGGACUCACCUGGACUCAUCUGGACUCACCUGGACUCAGUAGACUCAUCUGGACUCACCUGGACUCACCUGGAUUCAGUAGAUUCACCUGGACUGACCUGGAUUCAGUAGACUCACCUGGACUCACCUGGACUCACCUAGACUCACCUGGACUCACCUGGACUCAUCUGGACUCACCUGGACUCACCUGGACUCAGUAGACUCACCUGGACUCACCUGGACUCACCUGGAUUCAGUAGACUCACCUGGACUCACCUGGACUCACCUAGACUCACCUGGACUCAUCUGGACUCACCUAGACUCACCUGGACUCACCUGGACUCAGUAGACCGGUCCUCGCUGUCCAGUCCUGGUUCUGUAAAUAAAAACUAAAUCAAA
Molecule: messenger RNA, 1933 nt
Organism: Mugil cephalus (flathead mullet)
Lineage: Eukaryota; Metazoa; Chordata; Actinopteri; Mugiliformes; Mugilidae
Gene: ak8
Product: adenylate kinase 8
Exons: 14
Coding region: 203-1444 (413 amino acids)
Biological process (GO): nucleoside triphosphate biosynthetic process
Cellular component (GO): cytoplasm
Molecular function (GO): AMP kinase activity; nucleoside diphosphate kinase activity; ATP binding
Source: RefSeq, a predicted model, not a curated record